AUGCGUAAACCCGAAAAUGAAGAACAAGAGAGAACUAAAGCUGCAGCUAGAAAUGGGGACGAAGGAAGCUCUCAGGCUGGUUCUGGUCCUGGUUCUGCUCCUGCUCCUGGUGCUGGUGCAAGUAUUGCAGGAAUUCAGCUCAGCCGAUUAACGAGAAACAACGCAGGGGAGACACAAAAUGAGAUAACACCUGAACAUAACAAUUGA
Molecule: messenger RNA, 207 nt
Organism: Microthlaspi erraticum
Lineage: Eukaryota; Viridiplantae; Streptophyta; Magnoliopsida; Brassicales; Brassicaceae
Source: the annotation of a GenBank genome assembly